GUGAACAGGCACAGGAAGGAUUCACCCAUGAAUAAAGUGACGGAAGUGUCGGCGGAAGGCUUUUUAUGUGUGUUUUCACACCAAACUGGACGUUUAGUUUGACCUGUUUGCAUAGUUAACUGUCACUCGUCACGACAUCCUAUGGGUCUUGGCGUGAACGCUCACUGCGGGUUUGCUCUCAAACCAUGAUAAGAUGAAGCAGCAUAGAGAUGCUACAGCUGUGCUAAUCAAGCUAACAAAUGCUAAGGUUGAAGGCUAGCUUAGCUGCUUGUUUUGACACAAGCUGCAAGACGAAAGAUGUUAAACAUAGGAGCGAGGUGUGUUACAAGUGCAAAAUGUACAUGGGCACAGUGAGGAUGGUGCCAGCAGACUGAGGUUCACUCGCAGACCCAGGAGGUGCGAUUCAGGUGGAAAAGAAGCAGGAGCAAUGACUGGAGAGGGCCAGGCUGUGUGCGGAGUUGAGGCUCUGGUUGAGGACCUGGAAUUCCCGUCUGACGACAUGUCCCUGUUCUCUAACUGCUCCACGCCCAUCGCCAGGCUUCAGGGAAAUAUCACAUGGCAGCGCCCACAGGAGAUCUGCCAGUCUCCAGUUCUCUUCCCCGACAACAUCAACUUGGGUCACGCGAAACAAGGUUUAUUAGGAGACUGCUGGUUUCUCUGUGCCUGCACUGUCCUGCUCAAGAACAGACAUCUGCUGAACAAGGUGAUGCCCCCAGACCAGCCUGAGUGGGGUGACAGCAGGUACAGGGGUGUCUUCCAGUUUCGUUUCUGGCAGCAGGGAUACUGGAUGGAAGUGACCAUUGAUGACCGCCUGCCUUGUAUUAAUUCAUGUCUCUGCUUCUCAAGCUGCAACUCUCCAAAUGCCUUUUGGGUAGCCUUGUUGGAGAAGGCCUAUGCCAAGCUUCAUGGCUCAUAUGAGAAUCUGUGGGCAGGGCAGGUGUCGGAGGCCCUAGUGGAUUUGACUGGUAGUUUAGCGGAACACUGGAGCUUGGGAGACUUUGGGUCAGAGCAGGACUGUGAACAGGUCAAGAGGAAAAGGCUUGACCUGAAUCUUCUCUGCAAUGUGAAGGACGAGUGUGUACUGAGCUGUUCUACUCACAGCAGCCCUGGAGGUGCGAGUGAGCUUGGUCAGUACCAUGCUCUGACUGUCAUGGAGUGGUUGGAUGUGAAGACUGUGUCGGGGAGUGAAGUGCGGCUACUCAGGAUCAGAAACCCCUGGGGACGAGGCUGCUGGGGAGGGGGCUGGGUAGGGAGUGGUGCAGGCUGGAGAUCCAUUGACCCUAAUUGUGCUUCAGAUCUUCAAGCCAAGGUAGUGGAGGGAGAGUUUUGGUUGGAUGAGGCUGAAUUUUUGUCUCAGUUUGAUGAUGUCACAGUGGGAUACCCUAUGAGUAAGGAGGGACACCUAAAGAGCAUCUAUACAGGAAAUCCUCUAAUACACAGCCAUCAGCUGCCUGGCCGCUGGAUUAAAGGUCACUCAGCUGGUGGCAGCAGAAAUAGCAGCAGCUAUGCUACUAACCCUAAGUUUUGGCUGAAAGUGAGUGAGAGAGGAGAAGUUCUGGUGUCCGUGCUGCAGCAUAAGAAGUGGAGAAACAAAGAGAAAUAUGCACAAACGCACUGUGAGGACACCAGGAACACACAGCACCAGCACUACCAGGCCACUGCUCUGCACAUGUGGAAGGUAGAGAAGAAGCGUUUCAAUCUGAGCCGUAUGUUGAACAAACCUCCUUGUGCUUCUACUCACUGCCACACCUACGAGAGAGAGGUGGUACUCCAUGGGCAGCUGGAGCCUGGAUACUACCUGCUCAUCCCCAGCACAUACCAGCCAGGGGCCGAGGCCCACUUUCUCAUCAGGGUCUUCUCCUCCUCCUCCAUAUCCCUUAGUGCCCUGAAAAACUCAGCACCAUCACUGCCACUAAUACCAGAUGGUGAGUGGGAGACCAGUUACUUCCAUAGCUCGUGGGUGGAGGGAAAGACGGCUGGUGGAAGCAGGAACUUCCUGUCAUACUGGCAGAACCCCUGCUUCCCUUUCACAGUGAAUGAUGACUCAGCAUUGACAUCAGGAGUUAAUGUCAGGAUUACCCUGCACCAGAGCCGUGCUGACACUGAGCUACACCCGAUUGGCUUCCACGUAUACAAGGUCCUAGAAGAGGCUGGUAGACAGAGGAUCCUCAGGGAUGAGGAUCCCGCAGCCAGCUGUGUCCCCCACUGUUACACACAGGAUAUCAGUCUGGCCUGCAGUCUUCCUCCUGGAGCUUACACCAUUUUACCAUCCACUUAUGAGCCGGACUGCUCGGCAGACUUCACCCUCAGCCUGUCUUGCAGGAUACACAGGAAGGUGGUGAAAAGUCAGGAGCGGUUGGGCCGAGCCAUUCUAGAGGUCUCCCACAUCUCUGUGAUGCAGAGCUAGUUCUCUGUGAGUGUUGCUGCACCUCUGAUGUUGGCUCACCUCCCAGUGCCUCUUGGCCCACGAUGAAAGAUCCAGUUCUCCUGUUCAACUUCGCCAUGCUCACUGUGUCUGUGCGGCUGAGGAGGCAGGAGGAUAGAAAGAUUUAGUGGGCAAGUGUGUGUUGGGAAUCCUAGAAAGCCCUUUAUGCAGAACUGCUGAGGCUCCGUACUGAUGGGCAGCCACACACACAUCAGUGAUUAGGACAUCACAGGUUGUCGGUGGGCUGGGCUGCUAAUGAAGUAUGACGGGACUGGCUGGUGUAAACAAACAGCCGCGAUUGAAGAGGGCUGCCACUGCUCUUGCUGAUUCACUCACUGGUGUGCCUGCCGGCCUGGAACAAAGGACCCUCUCAUGAAGAUCCUCACCAGUGCAAGGGGCGAGGGGAUGGUCGUCACCAGCAGAGCCAACCAAAUCCACCCCGCCAUACCGUGCCAUACCAAACUAGAGCUUUUCUCUCAUCUCUCACCCCUCACCCCCUGACAAUCUGUUUUUUUUACAACCCCUCAUCAUCAAUCCUGCUCACUAUCCUGACUAACACGCAAGUCAGGCAGGACCUAAAUAAGUCCACAUAGUUACUGACUCCAUCCUCAUCAACCACCCACCUUUUACCC
Solea senegalensis (Senegalese sole) is the source of this 3057-nucleotide messenger RNA. It is a transcript of the gene capn10, whose product is annotated as calpain 10. NCBI's taxonomy places the organism in Eukaryota, Metazoa, Chordata, Actinopteri, Pleuronectiformes, Soleidae. Gene Ontology annotation, molecular function: calcium-dependent cysteine-type endopeptidase activity. The record is from RefSeq and is a predicted model, not a curated record. Gene Ontology annotation, biological process: proteolysis. The transcript is spliced from 13 exons. Bases 428 to 2407 code for a protein of 659 amino acids. Gene Ontology annotation, cellular component: cytoplasm.